This is a messenger RNA of Fomitiporia mediterranea MF3/22, 1427 nucleotides long. RefSeq lists its product as uncharacterized. The record is from RefSeq and is a predicted model, not a curated record. Bases 102 to 1037 code for a protein of 311 amino acids. NCBI's taxonomy places the organism in Eukaryota, Fungi, Basidiomycota, Agaricomycetes, Hymenochaetales, Hymenochaetaceae. The transcript is spliced from 8 exons.
GUCACCACGUAUACAUACUCCAUCCACCUCGUUAUUCGCAUUUUACUCUAGUAUCUGCAGCAUUCGAACCUCUGCCUCUAUCUUCCGAAAGGAUUGCACAAAUGAAUACAGCAACACGAGUCCCGCCGCCACAAGGCGCACCUCCCUCGUACGCAUUCGUUACGAGAGUAUAUCGUAGGAGUCUGCGACCGGUCGUAGUAUUCGUCAGUUUCCUCGGCGGUUUAUGGGCAUUAGUCUGGGGUAUUGCGUCUUUCCGCGAUAUAUCUGUCGACAAUGAUCAUGCCGCGAAACUCGAGGUCUUUGAUAUCGUGUUAGGCUCUUUAUACAUGGCAACUUUCGUCAUUGAGCUCUUCGGUCUUGCAGCAGCGUCAAUGCAAAAAUUGCCGAUGAUUCGGGCCUAUGCAUUUUUGUCACUUGGUGCUGCGGUCGUUGUCAUUGCUACGGAACUUAUCCGUGUAAUCAUCCAUUUCGUGUUCAAGAAUACUUUGAUCAGCGAGUGUCAGGCGUUGGUAAACGGAGAGACCAUCACAACACGUUUUGGCAUUUGGGGAACGACCACUGAAACACUUGAUGGGCAAACUGCUGAGGAGUUCUGCAGAGAUGCCUGGUCGCACGAUUCGUUCUCCGAGAUCGCCUGGUUCAUCGUCACGGCAAUCCUAUCGCUUCUAUUUGCUUCAAUAGCGUUCUCGUAUUACCGUCAAAUGCUCGAUCCGUCCUCUAUCGUGAAUGUUUCACGCAAUGCUGCACCGCAGCACUACAAUCCUCCAUAUGCGGCAGGAGCCUAUGGCUAUAACAACGGUCCGUACGGCGGAUUCGGUGCAAGUGGUUAUGGACCGCCGCCAGGCCCGCCACCUGCUCAGAGUCAAGCAUACGUACCUCAGUAUGACCCCGCGAAAUUGCCUGAUUAUGAGCAAGGUGGAUAUACUGGUACUACAGGUGAUAGGAAGGGAGAUGACGACUUGAAGGGCGGUGCAGACCCAUUCUCGGAUUUUGAACACAGGAAGGGUAGUGGUGAGGGGAGCCGGGAUCGUGUAUGAUUAAUAUCCCGUUUGUGGUACUUGACAAAGUUCAAGGGGAUGAAUAUGGAAUCCCAUACUUCAAAGGCCAUUACAUCGCGUUUGGUCGGUAAUGUUGAUACUGGCCGGCGUUUUGAUUCCGAACAACAUUACUCGUACCUGAAUUCGAAUGGCUAUGUAUUCCUGUUCUAUCUUCUCUCAUUAUGACCAUCCCUUUGGUUACUCGUUUAUCUACUUAGAAUCCCUGUGUACUAUGGAACACCUGUUUCUUUAACUCAUUUAUCAAAUGAUAUCACUGGGCAUUUCCUUGUUUUCUACUCUUCUCUUGCUCGCCGACCACUGCAUCAGUGAUUUUCCGUUCUCAUGAUACUCGUAUCCUAUGUUGUUCUCACACUUUGUAAUUAAACUCGC